AUGGCCGAGAGCUUCACACGCUUCCUGCCGGGGCUGCGCAGCAGCAACAGCAGCGUGCGGCACCGCGCGGCGCAGAGCUUGCGGCUGUACAUCGAGUCCGAGUCGCGCGAUCUGUCGCACGGACUCUACAUGAAGUGGGUCACGGACAUCAGCGCGCGCCUCAUGCUGCUGUGCAAUUCGAACGAGAGCGCGGACCGCAUGGGCGGCAUCGCCGCCAUGGACGAGCUCGUGGAGCUCUUCAUCGCCGAGCGCAACGACCAGACCAUCAUCGAGUUCGCGCACUCGCUCACCAAAGUCUUCGAGAAGAUCCCGAGCGCCGACCCGCCCAUGCUGCGCGUCGCGGCCAAGGCGCUGGGCCACAUCGUGUCCACAGGCGGCACCAGCCUCAUCGAGUUCGUGGAGGACUACCACGUCAAGCCGGCGCUCGAGUGGCUCAAGAACGAGACGUUCCACGUCCGCAGACACGCCGCCGUCAUGAUUCUGAAGGAGCUGUCCAUCAACGCGCCCUCCACGUCCUUCAGAUACAUGGACAAGUACUUCGACUUCAUCUGGAGCGCCUUCUGGGACUCGAAGCUCGUGGUGCGCGUGAGUGCGAGCGAGUCGCUGCAGACGUGCUUCAUGCUCAUCCAGCAGCGCGAGUCCAACCGCAAGACGUCGUGGUACAACCGUGCGCUGGAUGAAGCGGAAAGCGCCUUCAAGCGCAACAGCUCGGACGCCACGCACGGCGCGCUGCUCAUCCUGAACGAGUUGCUGCGGAACACGGGGGACUUCAUGCACUCGCACUACCCGCGGGCGUGCCGACUCGUGUUCAGCCACCAGGAUCACAAGAGCGCCACUGUGCGCUCGGCUGUGAUCAGUCUUUUCCCGCGGCUGGCGAAGUUUAACACCUCGGUGUUUGUGGAGAAGUAUUAUCGCCCGUGUAUGAACCACUUGCUGGAAGUGCUUUUCUCGGCUACGACGACAACGCGCCCGGACGCUCUGCUUUCGAUUGGAAAGCUUUCGCUGGCAAUUGGACCGCUGAUGGCUAGGGACGAACAGGCAUUGAUGGCGAUUAUGAACGGUAUUAAAGGUGGACUGCAGGUGCGCAGGAAAGAUUUCGACACCCACCGAGAGGCACUCGCGUGUCUACGCAUGCUAGCGGAGACGGUGGGGCCCGCGCUUAUCAGAGUUGACUUGGAGUCUAUGGUCGGGCCGCUUUUUCAAAAUGAUCUGGAUACCUCACUGGUGGAGACGCUGACGACUAUCGUGAAGAAAAUCCCGCCGAUGAAACCAAUUAUUCAGCAGAAGUUGUUCGAAAGAUUGAGCUCGAUUUUGCGCUCGAGCCAAAAGGACAUCACUGGGUCUGCUACGACGCCAACCAGUAGGAAGCUCAAAACCGCCUCGAUCUCAGUGACAAGUGGAAUGCUGUCCAACCUGUUCUACUCCGCCACGGGAUCUAAGGCCAAUGGAGCGUCAGAAAAUGGGGCCCCGUCUGCAGAGGUCUCGCCCGCAAUCGCGAUGCAGGCGCUCGCAUUGGAGACGCUGGCUAACUUCGACUUCCAGGGCAACAGACUCAUCCCGAUUAUGUCGUUUGUUCACGAAACAGUAGUGAAGUUCCUCGACCACGAGGUUGCAACGAUCCGUAAGAGUGCGGCACUUACGUGUUGUAAGCUUCUUCUGCCACCAGGCGAAGAUCGCGGUGGGAGCACGGCGAUGACUUCGGAAGAUUUUGCUCGACCUGUUACGUCAGUGCUGGAACGGUUACUGACAGUGGGUAUCGCUGAUACUGAAGCAAGUAUUCGUCUGCGGGUUUUGGCUUCGCUGGAUUCACGUUUUGACCCGCUCCUCGCUCUCAACGACAACUUGCGGUGCCUUUUUAUUGCUUUGAAUGAUGAAGUCUUCAGCAUCAGGCAAACGGCAAUGAGUACGCUUGGACGACUCACGCACCACAACCCAUCAACUGUAUUGCCAUCGCUUCGGCAAACAUUAGUACAACUUUUGGCUGAGUUGGAAUUCAGUGGAGACUCUCGUGGUAAGGAAGAAGGUGCGCUUUUGAUCGGCUGUCUGCUUCGGUCAGCAUCACAGCUUGCCCAGCCGUACGUCCUUCCGAUUCUCCGCGUUUUGAUGAAAAAUCUGCGAGAAGACUCAGAGCGCCGUAGCCACAGUCGAAGCACAGUCAGUGUCAGCAAGGCCAUAUUGGCAACUUUGGGAGACUUGGCAGAGGUGGGAGCCCAAGAACUGACGCCGUACCUCGGACAACUGUUGCCAGACGUUAUUGAUGAGAUGCGCGACUCAAGCAACCCUCAGAUUUUGCAAGUUGCAAUUAAAACGCUCGGUCAGUUGGUAUCAUCGACUGGAUAUGUGGUGCUGCCGUAUCACGAGUAUCCGGAGCUGCUGGACUUGCUGUGCCAAGCUCUGCAGAAGUCAGGUGACGCUUUCGAAUCUUUGCGGAUUGAAGCAGGACGUACGCUUGGUGUCUUGGGUGCGUUGGACCCGUAUAAUCUCCGUUUGUUCCACCUGCAGAAGCAAGGCAAACUUACAGACGCGAAGAAAAAAGAGUUUCGCUCGAGUGCCUUGGCCCUUGGUGCUGGUGGGGUAUUUAGCCUGAUGGCUAGCAAUGCGGCUAACCCUGCAGAAAAACUGACGAAUGGAUUUGGUUCCGCAUCAAACACGAAUGGAGCUGUCAUUGGAAUUCGAAUUGGUAAUGGAUAUGGCGGGCUUGGAGUUCUCGAUGGAAGCGGUGAAGAAGAUGCUCAGCAGCUUGGAGAAUCACUCCUGUUGACACCCGCGCGAAAGGUUGCGAAAAAUGACAAGCAAACAAGCGGUAAGCUGACCAACAUUAUUCUGGAAGUUCCGCCCGACGAUUUACUGCCGUCAAUGAUCCCCGAUUCGACGCAGUAUUUCCCGACGGUUGCGAUCAAUGCGUUGAUCCGUAUUCUGCUCGAACCUCGCAACUCGGUUCAUUACCAGGGUACAUUUAUGGCUAUCAUGUACAUUUGCAAAAGUCAGAGGAAGCGUAUGGGGCAGCACCUGGACAAAAUUAUUCCAGCCUUCCUGUACGCUUUGGAGAAGGUAAACCGUUCGCUACGCAAGUUCCUUUUCGAACAGCUAUGCGACUUGGUGCAGAUUGUGGAAGAGCAGAUCCAGCCACAUUUGGAUCAGGUAGCACUGCUUUCUAUCGUUCACGGCUAUUGGGAUGAGCAUCUGGAGGAGGUUCUCAAUCUGGUCAAGAAGCUGGCAAACUCUCUUGGUGAAAAUUUCCGAGUGUACUUACCUGAUCUCGUCCCUCAAAUGCUACGAGUAAUUCGCACAGAGCGCGACAAUCCGGCAAGGCCGCGGACGCUAUUGGUGUUGAAAACUGCUGUAUCUCUCGGGCGACUGCUUGAUGGAUAUCUUCACUUGAUCAUCCCAGCCCUCGUAGCGCUGAUCCAGAGCGAUGCUGACAUUAACGCCAGGAAACAAGGUCUCGGGUCGCUCGGGUCGCUCGUGAAAAAGCUUAACGUGAGCGUAUACGCCUCGAAAAUCAUUCACAUGCUGGCUCGUGUGAUUUCAUCGCAGCCGGAGAUGGUCUACCUCGCAAUGGACUGCCUCUGCUGUAUGGUUUACACGAUGGGCGAUGACUACGCGAUCUUCGUCCCUGUCAUUAGCCAGGUUCUGGGCCGCCAUACAUCGCGUUCGAAUGAUAUUUUUGAUCGGUAUGACUUGCUCGUAUCGAAGAUUUUGAAGUACCAACCGCUCCCCGUGGCUUCGUGGGCAACAGACCCUCUGAAAUCGCGUAUCGAUGCAUCGAGUGAUCACAAGGACUCGGGUUCUUCUGCCCAAGAUGAAACCAAGAGUUUGCCGUGCGACCAGAAAAACUUGAUGAAGGCCUGGGAAGCGUCACAACGAUCUACAAAGGAGGACUGGAACGAAUGGAUUCUGGCAUUUUCUGUUGAACUGCUCCGUGAGUCUCCAUCGCCUGUUCUACGCGCCUGUAAGGAGCUCGCGUCGGUGUACCAGCCUCUAGCGCGAGAGCUCUUUAACGCCUCAUUCGUGAGCGUGUGGUCACAUCUAUCGUCUUCUACUCAGGACAACUUGAUUCGCUCUCUGGAGUCUGCUUUCCAAUCGCCGCACCUCCCGUCUGAAAUUUUGCAGACGCUGCUGAACCUGGCUGAGUUUAUGGAGCACGAUGACCAACCCCUCCCGAUUGAUAUUCGAUUGCUCGGAUCUUUGGCCGACAAGUGUCACUCUUUCGCGAAGGCUCUUCACUACAAGGAGCUUGAGUUCAACACUAACCCAAGUACUGAUGGUAUUCAAGCGCUUAUCAGUAUCAACUCGAAACUGAACCAACCGGAGGCCGCACGAGGCAUCCUGAAGUACGCGUUGGAAAAGUUGCCAGGCAUUGAAGUCAAGGCUUCGUGGCACGAAAAGCUACUGCGGUGGGAUGAUGCGUUGGCAACACACGAUCGUGUACUCCUAGAAGACCCGAACAACGUCGAGGCCAUCUUCGGCAAAAUGCGGUGUCUGUGGGCCAUUGGCGAGUGGCGCAAGCUUAAUGAUCACGUACAGGAGACCUGGUCCAAAAUCUAUGGCGAAGGACAAGACUUGAACGGUGAGCAGGAGGAUGGCGAAAAGCUGUUGGAUGUUCCCCCGGCACUGAAAAAGGAGCUGUGUAGUAGUGGUGCGCGUGUUGCAUUUUCGUUGCAGAAUUGGGACUCGAUCCCGAAGUUCAUCAACUCGGACAUGGAUGCUACUGAGUCGCAUCUUUUCAAGGCCGUCGUGACUAUUCGUCGUAUGGAGCUGGACGAGGCUAUGAGCUCUAUAGCCGAUUGUCGGAAAGAGAUGGACCCGACGUUGCGUUCUCUUGUAAGUGAGAGCUACGCUCGCGCGUAUCUUCCGGCUGUCGUAAAUCUGCAGAUGCUCACUGAGCUGGAGGAAAUUGUCGCCUAUCUGAAGACUUUUGCCUACAAGAACAAUGGGGAGUUGAUGCUGUUGUCCGUUCCUGCAUCAUCGUCGUCAACGUCGACGACGACGUCGCGUCGUAAGCAGAGUAUCAGUAGCCUCAACUUUGUGUCAGCAUCGCCAUCGACGUCAUAUGGACAUGAGAAGCAAGUGGCACUAAAAAAGUUGCAGACAAUUUGGACAAGGCGUAUGCUGGGCGUGGAGCGCAACAUUGAGGUGUGGCAGAACCUCAUGCUGGUGCGAUCUCUUGUGUUCGACCCGAGAGAAGACGUGGAUAUUUGGCUGAAGUAUGCCCGCCUGUGUCUCAAAUCGGGUCAUGUCAACCUUGCUGCAAGCGCACUGUUGCGUGUUGGUGCACAACCGUUUAUCCGAAGUGUGGAACGAGAUCCUUACGCGCCGAUCCCGAUCAAUCUAGGCGGUAAUGCUGGAGCAAGCCAGGGCUUUGCGAAUGGAUUGUUGAGUCUAGCGGACAGUGCGGCUCAGGACCCACGUGUGGCGUUCAGUUACUUGAGGCACUUGUGGGCUGAGAACCGCGAGGAUGUGGCUCUGAAGCAGAUGGAUUACUUCAUCGAGGCGCUCGAGCAACACGGAGAUCCAACAAACGAGGAUAUGCGCAAGUUGCGUGUGCAGGUGUACAUUCAACUGGGUGAAUGGCAGAUGUCGCUAGCAGAACCACACAAGCAGGCUGAUGGUGCAUUCGACCACGUGCUGGAGUGUCUCGAGACAGCAACUAAGCUGGAUCCGACCAAUGAUCGGGCUUGGCAUGAGUGGGCACUCAUGAAUUUCCGAGCGCUGGAAGCUAUUGUAAAGGACCCAAGUCAAGGAGACUCGAAGCGAUAUGCGGUUCGAGCCAUCCAGGGAUUCUUCCGCUCUAUCUCGUUUGGCCACACGAGCUAUGACGUGACGAAAGACGUGUUGCGUUUGCUGACGCUUUGGUUUGCGUAUGGCAGUCGUAGUGACGUGCAUAUGGCGAUGAUCGAAGGCUUCCAGGAGGCGUCUGUUGAUACGUGGUUGGAUGUGAUCCCGCAGCUUAUUGCGCGUAUUGAUACGCCCAAUCUGAAGACAAGCGAGCUUCUUCACGAUCUGCUAUCUCGAAUUGGACAAGCACACCCUCAGGCGCUAAUUUACCCGAUCACGGUGGCCUCGAAGGCACUAAACCCGACGCGAAAGCAAGCUGCUGAAGGAAUUCUUGCUGCCGUCCGGCGACACAGUUCUCAGCUGGUGUAUGAGGCUGACAUGGUGUCUCGUGAACUCAUCCGUGUGGCUAUCCUAUGGAAUGAGCUCUGGCACGGUGCUCUGGAAGAAGCGUCCAAGCACUUCUUCAACAAUCGUGAUGUGACUGCCAUGAUUGCUGAGUUAGCACCACUCCACGAACUAAUGUCUAAAAUCGGUACAGAGGAGGCACCAACGCUGCGCGAGGUGGCAUUCUACCAGGCGUUUGCUCGGGAUCUUCAAUAUGCCAAGGAAUGGACCAAUGUGUACGAGCGUACUAAGAGUCUUGACGAUCUGAAUCAAGCCUGGGACAUCUAUUACAACGUAUUCUCGAAGAUCCGGAAGCAAUUGGCGAACCUUUCGACGCUUGAGCUGGCCAACGUUGGACCGAAGUUGCUGUCAGUGCGCAACCUCUCGCUCGCAGUACCCGGCACAUACAAGGCUGGCGCCCCGAUCGUUCGUAUUCAGACGUUCGACACGAAGGUGACGGUGCUAACGUCAAAGCAGCGACCCCGCAGGGUGUCGAUCAAUGGCAGUGACGGGAAAGCCUAUCCUUUCCUGCUUAAGGGCCACGAGGAUUUACGUCAGGACGAGCGUGUGAUGCAGCUCUUUGGUGUCAUCAACACGCUGCUCGCGAACGACAGCGACACCAGCAAGCGCAACCUCGCGAUCGAGCGGUAUUCGGUACUCCCGCUGUCGCAUACCAGUGGUCUCAUUGGUUGGGUGCCUAAUUGUGAUACAUUGCACCAGCUCAUCCGCGACUACCGUGAGGCCCGCAAGAUUCAGCUGAAUGUGGAGCACCGCCUUAUGGUGCAAAUGGCGCCGGACUACGACAAGCUACCGCUUAUGCAGAAGGUUGAGGCUUUCAAGUAUGCGCUAGGCGAGACCACCGGUCAGGAUCUGUAUCGUGUGUUGUGGUUGAAGAGCCAAGACUCGGAAGUAUGGCUGGACCGCCGCCGGAACUUCACCCGAUCGCUGGCUGUCAUGUCGAUGGCUGGCUACAUUCUUGGUCUAGGCGAUCGUCACCCGAGCAACCUCAUGCUGGAUCGUGUAUCGGGUAAACUGGUGCACAUCGACUUCGGCGAUUGUUUCGAGGUAGCAAUGGAGCGUGACAAGUACCCCGAGAAGAUCCCGUUCCGCCUUACGCGCAUGCUCACGCAGGCGAUGGAGGUCAGCGGUAUUGAAGGCAACUUCCGGUACACGUGCGAGGCUUCAAUGCGAGUGCUUCGUGACAACCGCGACUCGCUCAUGGCCGUGCUGGAGGCAUUCGUGUACGACCCGCUGAUCAACUGGCGCUUACUCAAGAAAGACACACUACCUUCUCAUGCCCAGCCUGAAGAAGACGGUGGUGCUGGACGCGGAGGAGAAGGAGGCGCUGGUGACGGUGCUGAUGGCAACGGCGACAGGAACUCUGGACGCGCUGGGCACGAAGACGGAGAUGAUGGCCACGAUGCUGACGGAGAAGGAGACGCAACGAACGCUGAAGAGGACAAGUUGGGAGAAGGCAGCAUGAAGAGCUCAACGUCGUCCGCCCCUGUGACCCCAAGAAGGCGACGACACUCGUCUUCCGAGGCGGCAAUGCUGGGCUACAACAUGGACAUCCUGGACCCGGCGCUGGCGCGGAACUCGAUCUCGGAGGCGCAGCGCGACAACUUCGGCACGUCGUUCGUGGCGACCGAGCACCCGCAGCUGAACGAGAAGGCGCUGAGCGUCGUGGACCGCGUCAAAAAGAAGCUGGCGGGCCGUGAUUUCGACGACGGCAGCAAGGUCCUCUUGGUGGACGCGCAGGUCGACCGACUGAUCCACCAGGCCACGUCGCACGAGAACCUGUGCCAGCUCUACUACGGCUGGUGUCCGUUCUGGUAG
Phytophthora sojae is the source of this 7998-nucleotide messenger RNA. RefSeq names its product phosphatidylinositol 3 and 4-kinase-like protein. The record is from RefSeq and is a predicted model, not a curated record. The coding region runs from base 1 to 7998 and encodes 2665 amino acids. The transcript has a single exon. Gene Ontology annotation, cellular component: nucleus; TORC2 complex; TORC1 complex. Lineage: Eukaryota; Oomycota; Peronosporomycetes; Peronosporales; Peronosporaceae. Gene Ontology annotation, biological process: TOR signaling; negative regulation of macroautophagy. Gene Ontology annotation, molecular function: protein binding; protein-containing complex binding; protein serine/threonine kinase activity.